Messenger RNA from Canariomyces notabilis, 648 nucleotides. RefSeq lists its product as uncharacterized. Bases 174 to 500 code for a protein of 108 amino acids. The transcript has 2 exons. The record is from RefSeq and is a predicted model, not a curated record. NCBI's taxonomy places the organism in Eukaryota, Fungi, Ascomycota, Sordariomycetes, Sordariales, Chaetomiaceae.
UUGUUGGGGGUCUCAUUACAUUGUCGGGCGCAUCCCGAGGCGCUGGGUGGCGGACGGUUUGUGGCCUCUCAUUCUCCAAAGACUGGCGAUAUCUGAGAAUCCUCGCCGUCCCAACAGCAAUCCUGACUCACACAUUCCGCCCCCUUGAGGACAACAACAAGCCUCUGGCGGAAAUGAAUGGACAUCCCAGCAUAUUCCUCAUUCCACAGUGGGCAUUCUGGCAAAUUCCUUUGACAUUGUCAUGGCUGAGAGGGGCUGGAUUGAGGAUUGACUGUUCCCCACUGCGAACGGAAUUCUGCAAACGCUGGGACAAAGAAAGCUGGGACGCAAUAUCUUGUCAGCUACGGUGCAUUCCCGAGACAACCAAAGGCCAUCACUCUGUGCAGUCCGCUGGGCCGGCCUCCUGCGUGCCCGUCAUAAUAGCAACCAUGGUUACCAGUGAUAAGGUCAUUCACGGUUGGCAGGGUCAUUGUCUGCCCGGUGAAUUAAUGGGAGGAUAACUCACAAAGGGGACAAUCCAACCAGAAAGCCCAGCUCAGACAUAAUUAUACGCGGAGGCGUUUUUGGAACAGACAAUUUUUUGCCUCCCCUCCUUCCAAGCAAGACUCCCUUUUCCUUAUUCAUUCUCUGUGUCGUUAGAGAGAGACA